Exophiala spinifera is the source of this 1887-nucleotide messenger RNA. RefSeq lists its product as uncharacterized. The transcript has a single exon. NCBI's taxonomy places the organism in Eukaryota, Fungi, Ascomycota, Eurotiomycetes, Chaetothyriales, Herpotrichiellaceae. The record is from RefSeq and is a predicted model, not a curated record. Bases 1 to 1887 code for a protein of 628 amino acids.
AUGCGCAGUAUCGGCAGAUUGGUCGAAUCAUUGCUUCCUAGCACUUACGCUUCCCUUCACGCCCAAGGUCAUAAGACUCCGUUGACUUCAGAGUUUCGAUGGCGCGAUAUCGAACCAGCAAGAGAAAUGCAAUACCAUGACUGUUACGAUGGAAGGCAGUGUGCUCGCCUUGAUGUCCCCAUGGACUACCAUUCUCCUGAGGAUUCAGCGGAUCGAGUCGCUCUGGCCAUAGUGCGUCUUCCUGCAAAAGUCCCAGUAAGCGAUCCACGCUACGGUGGUCCUAUCUUGGUCAACCCCGGCGGACCUGGUGGCUCAGGCGUUGCGAAAGUUUUGCAGCAUGGCUCCCUGAUGCAACAAGUGGCCGAUUCCGGCCGACUUGUAAGUGAGGCAGGAGAAUCGGACAAGUACUUUGACAUUAUCGGUUUUGAUCCUCGGGGAGUUAACCACAGUACGCCCAUCUUGACGUGCUUCCCGGAUAGCUUCGCUCGACAGACUUGGAAUCUUCAAUCUCAGGCGGAGGGGCUCUUAGGUAGCUCGGAAGGGUCCUUGAGAACCAGCUGGCGGCGUGCUAGGGCGUUUUCCGUGAGCUGUUCCAGCAGGCUUGAAUCAGAGAAUGGGACGAACUUUCUCGAACAUGUCAACACAACUCCCGCGGCGGCAGACAUGGUCGAAAUCAUCGAGAGACACGGUCAGUGGCGCGAGCGGCAAGGUCAAAAAGCUCAAGCUGCGUAUGACCUUGCACGUGGCCGGGAUUUGAAGCAGACCUUCUCCCAACGUACGAGGUGGCACAAAGGCAGAGAACCGCUGCUCUUCUGGGGCUACUCUUAUGGCACGAUACUGGGAUCUACAUUCGCAGCCAUGUAUCCGGAAAGAGUGGCUCGGAUGGUCCUGGAUGGUGUCGUCGAUUCAGAAGACUACUAUAACGGCCCCUGGGUUCACAAUCUCCAUGACACAGAUCGUAUCCUUCUCAAAAUCAUGGAGUAUUGCUCUAACGCCGGUCCGGAAAAUUGUCGCUUCUGGAGACCAGGAGGUUCACAGGCUAUACUCGGUGCCUACGAGACUCUCCUCCAUGAUAUUUGGGACGAUCCGCUUUCUGUGGUCGGUGAUCAGCGUCGAGGCCCGGAAAUCAUCACAUGGACCGACGUGAAGAUGGUGGUCAAGGAUGCCCUCUAUCAGCCCAUGAUCCUCGGUCCUAUUGCAGUUGAGUUGUUGCAGGACAUCACAAAUGGAACUGGCAGUGUGUUCGCCGAGUACAAGCAAAACGGGCGCACGCCGAGCUGUCGGUCUCAACAAUGUGAAAUUGACGGGCCGUAUUCCGAAGAAUGUGUCUCACCAGGCUGGAACGAACUCGAGGCGACGUCUGCCAUCUUGUGCACCGACGCUCAGGACAUCGGUAGUCUCACUGAAGACGAGUUCAGGUCCUACUGGCGCCUUCUGCAGGGCCAGAGCAGCGCCAUGGGCGACUACUGGGCUCAAACGAGACUCGGUUGUGCCGGGUGGCAGACGCGAGCGAAAUGGCGAUUUGCUGGACCCAUGUCCGGAAACACAUCGCACCCCAUCUUGUGGAUUUCAAACACUUUGGACACCGUAACGCCACUGCGGAAUGCGAAGAAGAUGAACGAGAGGUUUCCGGGAUCGGUGCUCCUGCAGCAAGACUGUGAAGGUCAUUGUUCCAUCACAGCGCCAUCGCUCUGCACCGCGAAAGCGAUCAGGCGGUAUUUCCAGACAGGGAACAUGCCGAAUGUCGGCACGCUCUGUGAGACUGAUGCGAAGCCUUUUGAGAGUCAAGCAACCAGAGCCCGUGUCUCGAGAAUGGACGCAAAGGAUGCAGAAUUGCUUGAAGCAUUGAGACGGCUGGCCGAGUCUCCAACGAGAGGGUUCCUAUAG